Molecule: messenger RNA, 1143 nt
Organism: Lactuca virosa
Lineage: Eukaryota; Viridiplantae; Streptophyta; Magnoliopsida; Asterales; Asteraceae
Source: the annotation of a GenBank genome assembly
AUGGUUGCCGAUGAUUUAUCAACCUCCAACAAGAGUGAUGGAUUAUGUGGUAAGGUGGCAAGCAAAAUGUCGAGAAUCCGAUGCAUUUUCCAAAGUUUGGAGUUGAAGACAUUCAUAGUGUUACUCGUGUUACUUCCAUCUGCGGUUGCCGGAAUUUACUUUCAUGGCCAGAAAGUCACCUACUUUCUCCGCCCUCUAUGGCAGUCACCACCCAAGUCUUUCAUCCACAUCCCUCACUACUAUCACGCAAACGUAUCAAUGGCUUCCCUCUGCAAACUCCAUGGUUGGGAGCUUCGCGAUUAUCCAAGAAGGGUAUACGAUGCAGUCUUAUUUAGCAACGAAGUCGACAUGCUUACAAUCAGAUGGAAAGAAAUCUACCCUUACAUAACUCAAUUCGUUCUUCUCGAAUCAAACUCCACCUUCACAAGCAUCCCCAAACGCCUCAAUUUCGCAAUCAAUCGAGAAAAGUUUGACUUUAUCGAGUCAAGGUUGACUUACGGGACAAUCGGCGGGAGAUUUAGAAAAGGUGAAAACCCGUUUAUCGAAGAGGCGUAUCAGAGGGUAGGUCUCGAUCAUCUUCUGAAAAUCGCCGGGAUUGAAGAUGAUGAUCUUUUGAUUAUGUCUGAUGUGGACGAGAUUCCUAGCGCUCAUACGAUUGAUCUUUUGAGAUGGUGCGAUGGCCCACCGCCGAUUGUUCAUUUGAAUUUGAACAAUUAUUUGUAUUCUUUCGAGUUUAAUUUGGAUCAUAAAAGCUGGAGGGCUUCUGUUCAUCAGUAUCAAAAGGGUAAAACGAGAUACGUUCAUUAUCGGCAGAGUGAUUACCUGUUGGCGGAUUCGGGAUGGCAUUGUAGUUUUUGUUUUAGGAAGAUAAGUGAUUUUUUGUUCAAGAUGAAAGCUUAUAGUCAUACAGAUAGAGUGAGAUUUUCUCAUUAUCUUGACCCGAAAAGGAUUCAGGAUGUGAUUUGUAAUGGUGCGGAUUUGUACGAUAUGCUUCCUGAAGAGUACACUUUCAGGGAGCUUAUUGGGAAGAUGGGUCCAAUUCCUCAUUCGUAUUCUGCAGUUCAUCUUCCUUCGUAUCUGUUGAGUAAUGUAGAAAAGUACAGAUACCUGUUGCCUGGUAAUUGCAUCCGGGAAGAUGGUUGA